AUGCAUCAACACAAUCAUACAUUCGUCACAGAGUUCUUUCUUUUGGGAUUCCAGAAUCUUCACAUCUUCAAGAUUCCAUUCUUCAUCCUUCUUCUCAAGACAUACAUCAUGACAAUAUGUGCAAAUGUUCUUAUCGUCCUUGCGGUGUCAGCCAGUCUCAGCCUACAUACCCCCAUGUACUUCUUCCUCUGCCAUUUGUCUUUUUGUGAUGUCUUGCUAACCACCAAUAUCGUUCCCAACAUGCUUCACGUCAUCUUGGAGGAAGGUAGCACCAUAACCCUUUUUGGCUGUCUUGCCCAGUUUCAGAUGUUCGGUUGGUGUUGCAUUACAGAGUGUUAUAUCCUCACUGUGAUGUCGUAUGACCGUUACUUAGCCAUCUGUAACCCGUUACAUUAUCCCUCCAUCAUGGGCUUUCAUCUCUGCCUUGGUCUAGUGCUCUUGUGUUGGAUGCUUGGCUUUAUGUUUGCAUUAAUAUCUACUGUAUUGACCGGUAGGUUACAGUUUUGUAAAGAUAACACGAUUGACCACUUCUUCUGUGAUUUUCUUCCAAUUUUGGAGCUUUCAUGCUCAGACACCUCACUCGUAGAAAUGGAAGAAUUUCUGGCUGCUCCUUUUGUACUUCUUUUCCCGUUUGUGUUUAUCAUUUUCUCAUACGUCUAUAUCGUCUUCACCAUACUUGGAAUCUCAUCCACCUCUGGGAGGCAGAAGACCUUCUCCACGUGUAGUACCCAUUUGGCCGUUGUGUGCGUGUUUUAUGGGACUUUAAUCAGUAUUUAUCUGAGUCCAUCCAGAGGAUACUCACUAAAUAUCAACAAGUUCACCUCUCUUUCCUACACCAUGGUGACCCCAUUAUUUAAUCCUAUCAUAUAUACUCUGAGAAACCAAGGAAUUAGAAAUGUAAUUGACAAAUUUAUUUUCUUAGUUGAAAAGUAA
Messenger RNA from Spea bombifrons (plains spadefoot toad), 933 nucleotides. Its product is annotated as olfactory receptor 6N2-like. Gene Ontology annotation, biological process: G protein-coupled receptor signaling pathway. The coding region runs from base 1 to 933 and encodes 310 amino acids. Gene Ontology annotation, cellular component: membrane. NCBI's taxonomy places the organism in Eukaryota, Metazoa, Chordata, Amphibia, Anura, Pelobatidae. The transcript has a single exon. The record is from RefSeq and is a predicted model, not a curated record. Gene Ontology annotation, molecular function: G protein-coupled receptor activity; olfactory receptor activity.